This is a messenger RNA of Soboliphyme baturini, 561 nucleotides long. NCBI's taxonomy places the organism in Eukaryota, Metazoa, Nematoda, Enoplea, Dioctophymatida, Soboliphymatidae. The record is from the annotation of a GenBank genome assembly.
AUGGCGUUCGUUUGCGACCGAAGCGGAGACAUUUUCUGUGAGAUGUUCAACGCCAUCUCAUCGCUGAAGUCGUAUAACGACGGCAGUUUCGCGCGGAGUUACGGUCAGAAAUUAGUUGGCGACCUCCAGACGAUCGCCGAGUGCGGUAAGAACGAUCUGGAGGAGGCAAGGCUGGAAUGGCAGGAAAAAUUCCGCUCGUUUGACGUCAACUGCGAGUACAUCACCAGCGACGACGACAACUACUGGUGGCUGAACGACAUGCUCGACAUGUGUCGCCACCGAUUGUGCAUGUGCCUGCAGAAUUGGAACAAUGUGCUGACUGACUUUCUCUCCUCGUCCAAGAAAAAGAACUCCGAAAACGACAAGGUAGCUAUCACUGCUGACGACUGCAUCGAAACGAGCACAGCUUCUUUGUCAGCAGAGCGGAAUUCUGAUAAGUACGAAUCUUGUUUUCUCGAAAAGUCGGUAUGCGAUUUGUCCUGCAGGUCGUAUAUUUGGCAGUGGUAUCGGGCAAAGAUCGGAUCACACUUGGAGUUCGGGGAGUCGAAACGGCCUGCCUAG